Molecule: messenger RNA, 2136 nt
Organism: Metarhizium acridum CQMa 102
Lineage: Eukaryota; Fungi; Ascomycota; Sordariomycetes; Hypocreales; Clavicipitaceae
Product: Heat shock transcription factor
Biological process (GO): regulation of DNA-templated transcription
Molecular function (GO): DNA-binding transcription factor activity; sequence-specific DNA binding
Source: RefSeq, a predicted model, not a curated record
AUGAACUAUCCGCAGCGCAUGCAGCAGCCGUUUCCAGCAGACAAUGCCGUUCCAGACAAUAUGCUUAGAUGGAACGGCGACAGUGCCGACUUUGUCGAUGGAUCUGCGCAUGCUGCUAGUCCGUACGGCUUGAUGCCCACGCAGCCUCAGUACACCCAGGUCCCCGCGCCGUCCAACACCCUUACGCGACGCGAUUUGAACCAGGCGCUGAUUCCGACGCAUACUCGAAACUUUGACGGUUCCGUGGAGCCGUGGGCCGGCUUUGGCGACGGUAACAACCUUUUGCCGCAGAACGAUGAGGAGGGCUUGAUUGAGCAGGACAACGUCGAGGCCUUGGAGGAGAUGGCGCAGAAGGCUAAGCGGGAGGCUCAGGGCAAGCGGAAAGGGAUCCCGCCGUUUGUGCAAAAGCUCAGCAGCUUUUUGGAGGAACGAAAAAACGAAGAUCUCAUUCGCUGGUCGGAAAAGGGAGACUCGUUUAUUGUUCUUGACGAGGACGAGUUUGCCAAAACCCUGAUUCCAGAGCUGUUCAAGCACAACAACUACGCCUCCUUUGUUCGGCAACUCAACAUGUAUGGCUUCCACAAACGUGUUGGCCUGUCGGACAACUCGAUGCGAGCGAGCGAGCGCAAAAAUAAGAGCCCCAGCGAGUACCACAAUCCAUUCUUCCGCCGUGGCCACCCCAACCUACUGUGGCUCAUCAACAAACCCAAGAGCAGGGCCACGUCCAAGAAGUCGUCCAAUAAGAACGAGACCGGCGAGGUGGACAGUGACGAGGAUCAGAUUCAGGAUGAGGUGACUGCGCAGAACACCGCAGCCGGGUCCAACGUCCCUACGGGUCGGUCGCUGCCGCCGGCCUCUACAUCAUCAUCAACAACAACAGAGCCGCAGACCCUGCCCAAGAAAGAAAUGACCUUGAUCCGAGAGGAGCUGAACAAGGUCCGAGAACAGCAGAAAUUGAUUCACAAAGCAAUCAAUCGGCUGCAACACAACAACAACGAUUUGUACAACCAAGCACUCAUGUUCCAGUCGCAACACGACCGGCACCAAAGUUCCAUCAAUGCCAUCCUCAACUUCUUAGCCAAUGUCUUUAGGAAGACUCUGGAGGACCAAGGCAACACGCAGAGUGUCGGCGACAUCCUUUCAAGCAUGAUCACCAACCAGGGUCAGCCAUCCCACCAAUGCAACGUGGUCGACCUGGGCGACUUUUUCCAAACAGAAAUGGAUCCUGCCUCCAAUAUGGGCGGUGCUCAAAAGCGAACCCGCGGCCUGCUGCCGCCCAUUCCCGACCACCAAGCGGAUGCCCCAGCGGCGACUCGGUCAGCAUCGACAAUUUCAACACCAUGCUAUCCCGUUGGCAACCACAACCCCGAAAUGGGCCACGUCACCGAGUUGCUCGACAGCUCAGACACGCCUCCAAGUCUCCGGCAGGAACUAGAGUCCAACCCGCACGAACGGAUGAUGAAGAUCAUCAACGACCACAAUGCCACGAAUAAGUCCGGCAUGGACCUCCCCGAAGCCACGGAGCUCGUCACCAACGCCCCCAACACUCUGAAUAAGGACCAGAGAAGCAAGUUUGUCGACUUCAUGGCCGGACAAACUACGUCACCCCCGUCACAACCACCCUCCGCAUCCACAACCGCAAAACCCACGCCCGUCCCUCCACCCUCCGCCAGAGCCAGCGUCUCCCCAUCACCAACCCCAGCAGACUCCGCCCUCCCCUCUCUAUCCCCCAUCAUGCGCUCACCACAAAUGGUACCCCCGUCUUUGAAUCAAAUCAGCACCAAUCAAAUCGACCUCGACCAGCUCCAACGCCUGCAAUCCGACCAGGACGUUAAAAUCCACGAACUCAGUGAAUUGCUCGGUCCGCUAAGUCCGUCGGGCCGUAUACCGGGCUUAGAAGACGGCACCGAGGGGUACUUUGAUCAGCCGAAUGUCGACCUGGAUCAAUUCUUUGACAGCAACGCGUUUUUGAACGAUGCUAGUUUCGGCGACGGCAACGAUUUCAACUUCAACCUUGACGGGGCAGCGGAUGAUGUUAAGAACGGGGAACCCAGUCCCACUGACACCGAGGAGAUUCAGAGAGACGAUUUUGAUAUCACGAAAGAGGACGGAAUCAAGAGGCGAAGGGUAGCUUAG